This is a messenger RNA of Drosophila busckii, 1464 nucleotides long. RefSeq names its product protein ORD. The transcript is spliced from 4 exons. Bases 42 to 1421 code for a protein of 459 amino acids. The record is from RefSeq and is a predicted model, not a curated record. NCBI's taxonomy places the organism in Eukaryota, Metazoa, Arthropoda, Insecta, Diptera, Drosophilidae.
UUACAACGCAGUUUGGCACAUUUUAAAACAAACUGCUGAUUAUGGCUGAAGAAAAUUGUGACACAACCACUUUGCGCAUUUUAAAGCUAAGCAUUAUUGAUUGCUUGAACUGCCAGCAUGAUGAAUUGAGCUUCGCGCCACAGAGCAAUGUGCACUUGUUGCUGUACAAUCUGGAGCAGCAGUCAAAGCAAGCGCUGCCAAGGACGCCAGUGGCGCAGGCGCUGCAGCUGCUCUGCACGUUGGACUAUGUGGAUGCGCAAAGCUUGGAGCGCAUGCCGCAGCUGCAGCUGGGCAAGGGCGAGCUGCGACUGACUAUGAAGCUUGAAUCCAAACAGCAGCAGCGUGAGGCUGACUACGACUCUGAGCUGGAGCUGGAUAUGGAGCCCAGCACUUCGGCGCAGGCCAGAGAGCGUGAGGAGCAGCGACGCGCGCGCAAACGCAGACGCGCAGUCAUCAACUGUGAGGUGCGCGUGGUGCGUCGCUUUGACAAUGAGCUGGAGCUGCAUCGCAUGAUGUAUCAAAUUGAUGAGCAGCCCUGGCAAACGGUCACUGUGCUUGAGUUUCACAGUCUGUUCUUUGUGCAGCCGGCACAUGGCAGCGAGCAGCUUGGCGGCGACGCUGAGCAAAGCUACGCCAGAGAUUGGCUGCGCGUCAUACAGGCGCAGGAGUUGAGCUACAAUGCCAGCCGCGACGGCAAUCCUUUCGACAUCUUUGUCAAGCUUUUCAAUAGCCAACAGGCAGUGCCUAAGCAGCUGCUCUGCAAACUCACCAGCGCAUGUGUGGAGUGCACUGAGCAGUUGCGUCUGGCCGAGCGUCGCUUUGUGCUGCAAGUUUUCCGCCACGUGCGUCAAAUGUUUGAGUACAUCACAGACAAUGAUUAUUCCGUUUGGUUCUUUGUGCCAAGUCUCAAUCGCUACGAGGAGCUCGAUAGAGUGCAUGUGGACGACUUUGAUUUGCGCAAUGUGCGCACCAGCAUCAAAUUGACGCGCGAUGGCAGCGAAUUCUUUUGGCAUCACGCCGAGCACAACAUCAAGGACAUUCUGCAUGUGGCCUUUCAAUUGGUGCUGGCCAAGUUGUCCAGACAAUCGCUACUGUUCAUUGGCAGUUUGGAGCAGCUGAACGACUUCAUUUGCCUGCAGUACAUCAAAGCUGCGUUCAUGAACAGCGUCUAUGCAAAGGAUCAUUGGUACUGCGCACGCUAUUUGCAUCGCAUGCUCGAGCUGGCGGAGUCUAUGGAACUGCUGGUGAUUAUCGAGUAUCCGAGUGGGUUGACACUGCUGCCCGAGCAUCGAGCUGUCAUCAAAUGCAUACAGCAGUUGGAUGCACUAACUGGCGAUGUGAAGUGGAACCUAUUUGAGGAUAUUACGCUUAAGUCAAAUGCUGCACUAGCGCAACUACAGCAGGCAAUUAAUUUGAAUUGAAGUUGUAGCAAAUGGAAAAGGGCAUUGCUCAGCAAGAAUAAAG